AUGAAAAGCUGGCCAUGCAAUGUCCAAGAUGUCUACACUUACAAGCCAGACAAUGUCGAGUGGAUCGUACCAAACAUCAAUGAUUCAUGGACUAAUGAUAGAGACUCACUGCGGCAUCAAUCAUCUGUUUUGGAAUCUUUGGACUUUGACAUCAUUCAAUCAUCAGCAUCAGGAUCAUCGACAUCAAUAAAAGCCAUUGUUACGCAUUGCCCAGACAUUCAAUACCAACCAGACAAUGAACUCGGUCAUCGUCGUGUUAGGCUGUUUGAUGUAUCGACAAGGUUGGAGGACAAGGCUGCUGAGGACAUCAAGGAUUGCAAGGACAUUGGUUUGAUCGUCUAUAAUGUCUACAAGCCAGGACCAUCAUUUAGAAAGAGUUCACCUGGUACACCAGACUUUAGAAUAUCAAUAAUGCGAUUCAUGGACAAGGUACCAUCGAAGGACGUUUUCAAUCGCAUUCAAUCAGCGUUCAAGGAUUCAGUACCUCUGUACUUUUGUGUCAUUGCCUUGAAUGACAUUUCAUUCUUCUCGCUCCAAGAGAUGGAUGCGAUGGCACUCUAA
Messenger RNA from Acytostelium subglobosum LB1, 561 nucleotides. RefSeq lists its product as hypothetical. The transcript has a single exon. The coding region runs from base 1 to 561 and encodes 186 amino acids. Gene Ontology annotation, biological process: tRNA-type intron splice site recognition and cleavage. The record is from RefSeq and is a predicted model, not a curated record. Gene Ontology annotation, cellular component: tRNA-intron endonuclease complex. Lineage: Eukaryota; Evosea; Eumycetozoa; Acytosteliales; Acytosteliaceae.